Molecule: messenger RNA, 978 nt
Organism: Mesorhabditis belari
Lineage: Eukaryota; Metazoa; Nematoda; Chromadorea; Rhabditida; Rhabditidae
Source: the annotation of a GenBank genome assembly
AUGGGAAAAGACUACUACAAAGUGCUUGGAAUCACGAAAGGCGCCUCGGACGAUGAAAUCAAGAAAGCCUAUCGAAAGAUGGCGCUCAAAUUUCACCCGGACAAGAAUAAAGAAAAAGAUGCCGAAGCGAAAUUCAAGGAAGUCGCUGAAGCCUACGAUGUGCUCUCCGAUGCAAAGAAGAAAGAAAUCUACGAUAGAUUUGGAGAAGAGGGAUUGAAGGGUGGAAUGGGUGAAGGCGGCGGCGGAAUGCCUGGUGGACACUACGAAUUCCAUUCAGACCCGAUGGAGAUGUUCUCGCAAUUCUUUGGCGGCUCGGAUCCAUUCGGCGGAAUGUUUGGAGGAAUGCCCGGCGGCGCUUUUCACUUUGGCGGUGCAGCUCCAGGGAUGUCCGGUAUGGACUUUGGAGGACAUGGUGGGCACCGUCGACAGCGUCAAGAUCCGACGGUGGUGCACGAGCUGGCCGUCUCGCUGGAGGACAUCUACAAAGGCUGCGUAAAGAAAAUGAAGAUCACAAGAAAGGUUUUGAACGCCGAUCAGCAAUCGGCCCGGGUGGAGGACAAAGUGUUGACGAUCAACGUGAAGCCGGGAUGGAAAAGCGGUACGAAAAUCACAUUCCCGAAGGAAGGAGACCAAUAUGCCGGACGAGUCCCUGCGGACAUUGUUUUCGUCAUUAAGGACAAAGCUCAUCCCAAGUUCAAACGAGAAGGUGCCGACUUGCGAUACGUACACAAAUUGUCACUCAAGGAUGCCCUUUGUGGAACGACCGUUGUGGUUCCCACUUUGGAUGGACAACAACAAGCACUCACGCUACGGGAUAUCAUAAAACCAAACACUACAAGGAGAAUCACCGGCCAAGGCCUUCCGAAUCCGAAGACGCCCAAUCUUCGCGGUGACAUCAUCGUCGAGUUGGUUGUCGAGUUCCCGCGCGAGUUGAACGCUUCACAAAAGGAGAUCCUCCAGAGUGUACUCCCGCCACUU